Messenger RNA from Insectozyma verbasci, 3582 nucleotides. The record is from the annotation of a GenBank genome assembly. Lineage: Eukaryota; Fungi; Ascomycota; Pichiomycetes; Serinales; Debaryomycetaceae.
AUGGCACCUAGGACUCCUCAAGACAGAUUAGGUACUGCUUCUACAUUACAAAUUCCAGAUUAUGAUCAAGAUGAUCUAUCUUCAACAAAUUCAAUAACUCCAUUAAAGAAAGAUGAUGAAACGACCAACAUAUAUCCAAAUCAAUUAAAUCAUGAAACAGAUUCAUCUGAAGGUUUAUCAAAUCAACAACCUUCUCAAAAGAAAUUAUCUUCAAAAAUAGGCACAUCUCAACUGAAUAAAUUAGUUUCUAUUUUAUCUACAGCUUCUCAUCAUCAACAACCUUCAAAUUUUCACAUAUCACCUGAAGAAUUAUCAAAUUUACAUGAUCCAAAAUCAUUAAAAUAUUUAUAUAAUAUAGGUGGAAUAGAUAAAUUGUACAAUAUGUUAGAUACAUCAAGCUCAGGUUUAGAUAACAAUUCUGAUUUUUUAUCGAGACAACAUUAUUUUGGAGCCAAUAAAUUACCUCGAAAAGUUCAAAAAUCUUUUCUUAAAUUAUGUUGGGAUGCAAUGAAAGAUAAAGUAUUAAUUAUAUUAUCAGUAGCUGCUAUUGUUUCAUUAGCCUUGGGGUUAUAUGAAACUUUUGGUACUCCAACACAUUAUGAUGAUGAAGGUAAAAAAUUACCAAAAGUAGAUUGGGUUGAGGGUGUUGCGAUUUUAGUUGCCAUUUGUAUUGUUGUUUUAGUUGGUGCAAUAAAUGAUUAUCAAAAAGAACGUCAAUUUGCAAAAUUAAAUGCUAAAAAAGAAGAUAGAGACAUUAUAGUAAUACGAAAUGGUGAUCAGAAAUUAAUUUCAAUUUAUGACUUACAAGUUGGUGAUAUAAUAAAUUUACAAACUGGUGAUGUUGUGCCUGCUGAUUCAAUAUUAAUUCAAGGUGAAGUAGAAUGUGAUGAAUCUGCAUUAACUGGAGAAUCAGAAACAAUCAAAAAAGUGCCAGUUGAUUAUGCCUUAAAAAAAUAUGAAGAAAACCUUCCAACUGAUGAAGAUAUAGGUUCAAGAAAAAUUAAAUUUAAAGAUCCUUAUUUAAUUUCAGGUUCAAAAAUUUUAUCAGGUUUAGGUAACGCUUUAGUUACUGCUAUUGGUAAGAAUUCAAUUCAUGGUAGAACAAUGUUGAGUCUUAACCAAGAAUCAGAAACUACUCCAAUGCAAGAAAGAUUAGAUAAUUUAGCUGAAGGUAUAAGUAAAUAUGGUUUCCUCGCAGCUAUAAUAUUAUUUAUUGUUUUAUUUAUUAGAUUUUGUGUUGAAAUUGCACCUGGUGGUUCGUUAAAUCAUAAACCUUCAGCAGAUAAGGGUAAAAGAUUUAUCGAUUUGGUUAUUACUGCAGUUACUAUUGUUGUUGUUGCAAUUCCUGAAGGUUUACCAUUGGCUGUUACAUUAGCAUUAGCAUUUGCAACUACAAGAAUGGCACAAAAUGGUAAUUUAGUUAGGGUAUUGAAAUCUUGUGAAACAAUGGGUAGUGCAACUGCUAUUUGUUCAGAUAAAACAGGUACAUUAACUGAAAAUAGAAUGAGAAUAGUGAAAGGUUUCCUUGGAUUAAAUAACGAGGGUGAAUUACUUGAAUUUGAUGAUGCAGUUGAGAAUAAAGACGAACCUACUUCAUUUGAUGUUUUAAAUGAAAUUACACCAGAAGAAAAAAUAUUUCUUGCAACAAAUAUAACUUUAAAUUCAACAGCAUUUGAAAAUGUAGAUUAUGAUGAAGAAUUGGCAAAAUUGGCAAAAACAAAACCAAAAAGGAAAUCAUUUUUAAAAAAAUUAUUAACUUCAAAUGAACCAGUCAAUUAUCAAGCAGCAAAUGAUGAACCAUAUUUGGGAAAUAAAACAGAAUCAGCAUUAUUAAUACUAGCAAAAAAUAAAAUGGGUUUAUUUGAUAAUAAAAGUUUAGAAUCAAUAAGGUCAGAUUCCAAAUCUGAAGUUUUACAAAUUAUUCCAUUUGAAAGUUCAAGAAAAUGGUCAGGUAUUGUAAUGAAAAUUGAAAAUGGAUAUAGAAUAUAUAUUAAAGGAGCAGCUGAAAUAAUUUUCAAAUCAUGUGGAUUCCAAUAUAAUUCUCAAGGUGAAUUAAUCAAAUUAGAUAGAACAAGAAGAGACAAUGUUUUAAAUAAAAUAGAUACUUAUGCAAAUCAUGCUUUAAGAACAAUAGCAUUAGGUCAUAAAGAUUAUAUUGGUGAAUCAUGGCCACCGUCAGACUUAAAAUUAGAUGAUAAUCCAAAAGAAGCAGAUCCAUUGAAAAUUAUUCCUUGUGAUGAAAAAUCGUUUAUACUUGAUGCAUUGGUAGGUAUACAAGAUCCAUUAAAAGAAGGUGUUGCUAAGGCGGUUUUACAAUGUAAACAUGCUGGAGUAAGUGUUCGUAUGGUUACUGGUGAUAAUUUAAACACAGCCAAAGCAAUUUCAAAAGAAUGUAACAUCUUAACAUCUGAAGAUUUGUCUAAUGAUUAUGCAUUCAUGGAAGGUCCUCAAUUUAGAAAAUUAUCAAUGUCAGAAAGAUUUAAAAUUGUUCCUCAAUUAAGAGUAUUAGCUAGAUCAUCACCUGAAGAUAAAAGAAUAUUAGUAGAUACAUUACGUAAACAAAGAGAAGUGGUUGCUGUUACUGGUGAUGGUACAAAUGAUGCACCAGCUUUGAAGUUAGCUGAUGUUGGUUUUUCAAUGGGUAUUUCAGGUACUGAAGUUGCUAGAGAAGCAAGUGAUAUUAUAUUAAUGACUGAUGAUUUUACAGACAUUGUACAAGCUAUUAAAUGGGGUAGAACAGUUGCAACAUCAAUUAAAAAAUUUAUUCAAUUUCAAUUAACUGUUAAUAUAACUGCUUGUGUUUUAACAUUUGUUUCAGCUGUCGCUUCAAGUGAAAAUCAAUCAGUAUUAACUGCUGUUCAAUUAUUAUGGGUUAAUUUAAUUAUGGAUACUUUAGCUGCAUUAGCUUUGGCAACAGAUAAACCAGAUGAGUCAUUUUUGAAUAGAAAACCAGCAGGAAGAUCAGCACCAUUAAUUUCAACAUCAAUGUGGAAAAUGAUAUUGGGUCAAUCAAUGACACAAUUGAUAAUUACGUUUAUACUUCACUUUGCAGGUAAACAAUUAUUCUACCCUGGUCAAUCAGAUAUUUCCGAUCAUCAACAAAAACAAUUGGAUGCAAUGACAUUUAAUACUUUUGUCUGGUUACAAUUUUGGAAAUUGUUUGUUACUAGAAAAUUAGAUGAAGCUGAUGAGAUCAAAUCAGUUAGAGGUAGAAUCACAAUGGAGAAUUUAAAUUUCUUUCAACAUUUAUUUAGAAAUUUAUAUUUUAUAACUAUUGCUUUGAUUAUUGGUGGUUGUCAAAUUUUAAUUAUGUUUGUUGGUGGUGCUGCAUUUUCAGUAGCUAAACAAACUCCAGGACAAUGGGCUACUGCUAUAUUAUGUGGUUUUAUUUCACUACCCGUUGGUUUGAUUAUUAGAAUUAUUCCAAAUUAUUGGGUUGAAAAGAUUUUCCCAACUCGUGCAUUUAAGAAGUUCAUUUAUAUUGUGGGGUUCGGUUGGUUAAAGAAGAAGAAGAAGCAUGAUAUUGAUUUGGAAAGUAUGCAUAGUACUGAUCGUAAAACUGUUGAUCAUAAAAAUAUAUAG